CGCCUCUCUACCGGGAGAGGAAGGCUCUUUUUCGGUCAGAUGGCGUGCUGCAGUCCGCCCCCGUCAUUCUCCAACCCACACACACAGCAAAAAGACAGCCAGCAACCAAUACGCUUAGCCGGAGGAGGACUUCUGCCAGUGAUUUCAGACGAGGAGCGAUACGCAAAGGGGAUUUACUACGGCAAUCCGCGCCGUAGAAGCUGACGGCGAGAGAACCGAAUCGCAACAUUACAAAAUCCUUUGCCGAAUUACGAUCCUUUUCAAUUUCCUCUCCACACAUCAGCAACUCUCCAACUGAUCUGAAAAAGGUUCAUGUGUUUCCUUUCUCCUGCCUAAACUUUCCAGUGCAGUGUGCCAUGUCUCUGCCACGCACACUUGGGGAGUUGCAACUGUACCGGGUGCUGCAGAGAGCCAACCUGCUGGCCUAUUAUGAAACCUUUAUCCAGCAGGGUGGGGACGACGUGCAGCAGCUCUGCGAGGCUGCGGAGGAGGAGUUUCUGGAAAUCAUGGCACUAGUUGGCAUGGCCACCAAGCCGCUGCAUGUGCGUAGGCUGCAGAAGGCUCUCCGAGACUGGGCGGCGAACCCUGCCCUUUUUAGCCAGCCUGUUGCGAACGUCCCUCUGGGUGGCAUCCCCCUGUUCAAAGUCGAUGGGACGGGGGCAAGUGGCUCCGCGGGAGGACCCAGGAAGCCCGUGAGCAACGGGCAGCCGGGGUCCCCCUGUGAAAGAGAGGAUCGGUUAUGUCUUACUCCAAUGCACAGCGGGAGUCCCAGAAGCCCCUGCUCCCAGGCCUCCCCACAGCCACCCGACACACACUACAGGGAAAAGCUCUCGCCCAUGGAUCCCCACUGGCUCAGCCCGGAGAGUGACGGGAACGGUGCCUCGGCCUCCGCACCUGGAAUAGAAGAGGAGCCGCCCAGCCCACCUCUGUUGCCGACGGGUCCUCCUGGUCCCUCCACAUCUCCGGCCCCCUCUGCGUCCUUCGCCCCCACCUCUCUGUCCGCCUGGCCCGGAGGACAGCUGGACGCGGAAACAGCGAGGGCAGUGGUGGAGAGUGUGGAGCGGCUCUUCAGGACCCAGCCCAGGUCCGAUCCAGCAGAGGUGAAGACUCUGCUGAGGAUGAACAAGAAGAUGGCAAAGACUGUGGGGCACAUAUUCAGAAUGGGCUCCCAGGAUGCGAACAAGGAAGAGGAGAUCCGUAAAUACAGUCUCAUUUAUGGACGCUUUGACUCCAAGAGGAGGGAAGGCAAGCAGCUCACACAUCAUGAGCUAAUCAUCAAUGAAGCGGCAGCCCAAUUCUGCAUGCGCGACAAUGCUCUGUUGCUGAGACGAGUGGAGCUCUUCUCCCUGGCUCGGCAGGUGGCCAGAAAAUGUGCCUACACCUCUACACUGAAGCAUGCAAGGUCGAAUGCUGAUGAAAACAGCUGUGUGUUGCAGAAGAGAGCAAGACACGAGAUGAUCGUGCCUGAGAGUGUGUCAUCACUUCUCGGAGUUGAGGCGACUGAGAGCUCCACUCAGAGAGCAGACGACGACAGCGUGUCCGCAGAAAGCUUCGACAGUGUAUCACACGACACCAGUUCACAGUGCAACCAGGCUCCAUCCCCCCGUCCCAACACCGACGCCUCCAACCCUGCCGGCUGGAGCCGUCAUCUCAUACAACAAACUCUAAUGGAUGAAGGGCUGAGACUGGCUCGGAUGGUGUCACAUGAUCGGGCAGGAAAGCUCGGUCUAGGCUCAGAAGGGACUCACUCUGCAGAGCAUGACAGUAAAGUGGAGCGGCAUAGCUUGAUAUCAGCGUACAGGAGCAGUAGCCCUUGUGUCACCAAAGAUCCAGCCACCAUCCCCAACCACCGGGGGAAAUGAAACUCUCUGUGGUUAUCAGGGAAUAUGUGGUCAGACCACCUGUGAACUCCUGCCUGAGUCUUUUAUACAUGUCACAAGUGCUGAUGGAAAGAAGACUCUUGUUGAAUACAUGAUUAAUACAGUAAAUGCAAGAAUUUACCAGCAGAUGAUAUUAUAAACCUGCCCUAACUUACUCACCCCUCAAUUGUAAAUUAAUUUCCAAUUAGUUUGGUUUUUAUAAUGCAAAAGAAAGGAAAGUCACCUUUUUUGUUCAUUUGUUUGUUUUUGACCACAUGGACUACAUGUCCUGUCACGUUUAGCUGAGUUAUUUAACUGUCAGCGUUGUGUGUCAGAGGUUCCUCCAGUCUCCGAUGAAGCUGGCUCAGCACAGCAGGGGGCACUGCAAGUUUGGAGACCGACUGAAGUUCCUCUACUCAGACAUACAGGAAAUGUGUUUUUAGUUGUCAUCUCUCUCAGCAAAUUACUGCAUAAUGCUCUAAAGCUCCUCACCCUCAGGAAAUAUAUGGAUGUUCUGUUUUUUAAAGGUCAUCGUGUUCAGACCAACUCCGAUUUGAUUGAUAUUUGUCUGGUAGCUUUAAAAAAAAGCAUGUGUUAACGAUGUCGGAGAGCAUGUGCAUAAACACCAUCUUCUGGGUCAUGCGUUCUUAGCUGCACUCCCCAUCGGAGCAGACUGACAUGUAUGAGACAUGAAGACAGAGAUAUACACUAUUCAUUUGUCCCCACCUUCCUCCUGCACAAAUCACUGAUAUAGUGUUGUUUAUUAAUAGUUUCAGGCUUUUGACUGAAGGUAUUUUACCUUCCUGAAGUUUGUGAAAAUGUAGUCACUUUUCUAUUAGACUCGCUAGAAUUUAGAAAUGCUUUUUAGUUUGAGUGUGGACUGACUGACUUGAGGGCCUUCAGAUUCUCCGACAAAGCUUAAUUCUAAACUAAACUGCAAAAUUCAGAAUUCUAAUAGAUAUUUGAAAAAAUUCCUAGACACACCAUGUUCAGAAAUUUCAAAACGUUGAAUUGUAUUUUUUUCCCAAGCUUUCUGAAAAGUCAGUCGAUUAAUGUGUAAUGUUUGUGUAGUCUAAGCUUAACUUUAUUUAGGUUUUUCUAACUAUUGAGAUAUAGGCAACAGUAGUGACUACUUUCUCUUUUUAUCUUUAGAAAAGCACAUUGAAGUUUUUAAAAACUUGGUGCUUUCAUUUUUGAUGCAGCAGCCCCUUCAAGCCCCCCCUCCCUGAAGUUUUAAGCAUGUUUUCAGUCAGUUCAUGUAUACAGAUAUGUCUUGAUUUUUGUAGACUAAUCACAAAAUUUGUAUGUGAGGUAGCUUGCUGUGCAUCAGUUACACACGCCUGUCUCUUGAACGUUACUUACCUCCUAAGUUUAUUAUGUUGCAAAACAGAUUAUUUAUUUUGUUACAUUUUAAUAAAUGUUAUUUUACUGAUUUUGCAUUGUUUUCCACUUGGAGUAAUCUCUUUCUUGGCAGCUUUGAUGCGUGGUAGAGGCUUCAGAAGCUGCGUCACAAAGCCAGCAACACCUCUGCUAUAGUCUUGUUUCUGCACUGACGCUUCAGGAGUCGAGCCUGGAGUCUGCUAUGACUAACCAGUACCAGUGAUGUCAUCAGCGUCCAUCCACACAGACACUAGAGAUCUUGGAGACGCACAUACCAGACCAUAGACAUUUUAGACUAAAUUAGUCUAACUAUUUUGUGCUGUAAAUUAUUCUUGGUUUACUUAAUUCUAUAUCCUGUGUGAAUAAUGGUAAAU
This is a messenger RNA of Menidia menidia (Atlantic silverside), 3613 nucleotides long. The record is from the annotation of a GenBank genome assembly. Lineage: Eukaryota; Metazoa; Chordata; Actinopteri; Atheriniformes; Atherinopsidae.